AUAUUUCCUGACCAUCUGUAAAUAACAUUGACUUUUGACUGGUCAGCUUAGUAUUGGAUUGUUGUUUUCAUAGUUGUAACUUUAAUGACUUAUUUGAUAAGUAACGCAUGCACCACAGCACUGAGGUAGCUCUUCCUAAAGCCAAUUGAACUUGUCAAAGAGAUCGAGGUCUAACUCUUGAAACAUGAGAAGGAAUCUUUCAACCUAAACCUUAACUGUCAACUAGUCCUCAGACCCUGAAGUGGGCUCACAUGUAAUUUAACAUGCACACACACACAUACCAGGGUGACAGCUAGGUCAGUCAGACACUCACACUCCGUUCAGGUGCUUUUAGGCGAUAGGAAAACCAGAGCUUUAAGAUCUGCCAUUACUGUGUGUUUGUGUGUGCUGAAACAGACCCACCUGCCCCUCUGCUUCAUUAGUGAUCCGGUCCUGUGUUAUUGUUCAUCAAGGAUGCCUCUGUUGCAUGAAAAUACUUUCAAAAAAAUGUGUUGUUUGUCGUUGGUGAUGGUGAUAGUGUUGACGAUGCUGUUGUACUUUUUAAUUUGUAAAAGCCAAAGGUUACUUUCAAAUAGUGUGCACAGAUAUUGAUUUUAUAUGUUUCUGUUUUAAUACUUUGUUUUGUUUUUAGGGAAACAUUUCUGUUUACACCUGUAUCUGAAAAUAUAGAUUGCAUAUAUAAAUACAUAUAUCAUUCAUCUCUCUUUGUGAGUUUGGCUUUUGAUAUGAUACGCGUGUGUUAAGCUUGAGUGUUUAUCACUUUGUUGGAUAGGCUUUUCAAAAAUCUUUUUAAUUUUUCUAUCCAAGUACACCAAAAACAUUGAUGGAAAAUGAAACAACAAAGCACACACUGCCAGAAGGUAUGAUUGCCUUUCCCAUACUGUCCUAAACAAAGAGUGGGGUGUGUAUUGGAGCUACUGGAACUCUCUUGUUUGUGAACAGAUGAGCCUGUAACAGUAGGGGGCUGAUUCAGGGAUUAUUAGAGCCUAGGGAGAGACUGUGUGUGGGGUACUACAGAGGGGAACAGCGCACAGCAAAAGUAAACAAGGUCUUUAAUCAAUCAGCGGAUGUUUAAAAGCAGGGAACAGGCGAGAAAAAGCAGGUUGGGAAUGGAGGCAGCCUGCAGUUUGUAAAGGAGGUUAUAAGUAGAGGAGCUAACUGUGCCAGAAAUACAGAGCAGACCUCAGCUGUUGCACUAGCCCAGUCUGAUCAGAUUUGUCAAGCCUCACCUCCUAUUUCUUCUCAACGGCCCUCCUUGUUGCCUCGUUUCCCUCUCCGGAGCCAUGCAUCCCCAGCGUCCUCUUCCCCAGGCCAUGCCCUCCUCCUCUCUGGGACAGCACCUGAGGGACAUGGCCAUGGGUCUGGGAAGAGGCAAGAACUUCCUUGGAGGAAACUUUGCCUACGGUUUCAUUCAAUCGUUUAAGGAGUGCCUCUAUUUCCUCCUCUGCUGCUGGUGCAUCAAAGAGAUCCUGGACUGACAGAGAGUAAAUCAAGUGGUCAAACAUUGAUUUUCCAUUUUUCUCCAUUGGCUCCUAUAGUGUAAUUUAAACCAGCUUUUAUUUCAUUGGGAAUGGAGUGUUUGAUCAGCGGUGCUGGCAAAGCAUUGGCAAGUAUAAGUCUUGUCUCAUAUGACAACAAACUACCACUUGAGCACUUAGCAAACUCUGUCUAAUUUAUAUAAAGCAAUUUAUGUUUUGUACUGUUUAAAGGAAGGUUCUCAAUUUAAAAAAAAAUGAGGUAUAGGUGUACUAAAUCAUACAAUGAUUUAAUGUGUUAAAAUAUUUUUAUCUCUAUUUUUCAGUAUCUGUAGGAUGCUCUUCUUGGGUUCCAGAAAAUACACAUUUGCACAUUUCCAGAAGCUAGAAAUGUUCACUGCAAGACUGGGUCAGUUUCCUUAUUUUCAACCCUGCUGGUCUGAGAUCCUGAUGACUGG
Messenger RNA from Perca flavescens (yellow perch), 1933 nucleotides. It is a transcript of the gene lenep, whose product is annotated as lens epithelial protein. Gene Ontology annotation, biological process: multicellular organism development. The transcript has a single exon. Lineage: Eukaryota; Metazoa; Chordata; Actinopteri; Perciformes; Percidae. Bases 1284 to 1478 code for a protein of 64 amino acids. The record is from RefSeq and is a predicted model, not a curated record.